This is a messenger RNA of Mercurialis annua (annual mercury), 1293 nucleotides long. RefSeq lists its product as uncharacterized. The transcript is spliced from 6 exons. Gene Ontology annotation, biological process: transcription by RNA polymerase II; transcription initiation at RNA polymerase II promoter. Gene Ontology annotation, cellular component: transcription factor TFIIF complex. The record is from RefSeq and is a predicted model, not a curated record. NCBI's taxonomy places the organism in Eukaryota, Viridiplantae, Streptophyta, Magnoliopsida, Malpighiales, Euphorbiaceae. The coding region runs from base 160 to 1005 and encodes 281 amino acids.
AAAAGCGGUUCAGUGUUUGGUUUUGUGAGUGUGUCCGGUCCAGCUACCUCCGUUAAUAUUUAUCUACAGAACACCGUCCGAGAAAAGGGCAAAGACCAGAGACAAGUGUAGCGUCACCAGAAAUAUCAACGAAUCAGAGAAACAAUAGUAAUAAAAAAAAUGGAUGGUGCGAAGUCCAAAGACAAAGAAAGAAACAAAAAGAGAAAAGGAAGUCCAGAUGGGGAGGAAGAUAACGGUAACAGUGGCGGCGGCGGCGUACUGGAAACGACGAAGGCGGAUAGAUCGGUGUGGCUGAUGAAGUGUCCAGUAGUAGUAGCAAAGUCAUGGAAAAGUCAAUCCUCUUCCUCAGAUUCUCUCCCUGUCGCUAAGGUUGUUCUCUCCCUUGAUCCACUCAGCUCUGAUGAUUCCUCUUCUCUUCAGUUCACUAUGGAGAUGGCACAGAGUGAGAAUAGCAAUAUACCCAAGAGUUAUUCUCUAAACAUGUUUAAAGACUUUGUUCCUAUGUCUGUCUUUUCCGAGACAACUCAAGGAAAAGUUGCUACAGAAGGAAAAGUGGAACAUAAAUUUGACAUGAAGCCCCAUGAGGAAAACAUUGAGGAGUAUGGCAGAUUGUGCCGUGAAAGAACGAACAAGUCCAUGAUUAAGAAUAGGCAAAUACAAGUGAUCGACAAUGACCGAGGAGUGCACAUGAGACCCAUGGCUGCAAUGAUUGGCUUCAUUUCAUCUGGCUCUAAGGAUAAAAAGAAAACAGCACCAGUUAAACAGUCAGAUGUGAAGAGAACCAGGAGGGAUCGUGGGGAAUUGGAGGAUAUCAUGUUCAAGCUAUUUGAAAGACAACCAAAUUGGGCAUUGAAGCAACUUGUACAAGAAACUGAUCAACCUGCGCAAUUCUUGAAGGAGAUACUAAAUGAGCUUUGCGUGUAUAAUAAGCGGGGCACGAAUCAAGGAACUUAUGAGCUUAAGCCAGAAUACAAGAAAUCUGUUGAGGAUACUGGUGCUGAAUAAUCUUCUGAUCUCGGUAAGAGUAUGAUUAUAAAACAUUUACAUUUUUUUUAAUUUAGACACGUCUGAUAAAUUUUUUAAAAGAGAUGGAAAAAGAAAAAAAGAUAGCAACAGGUUUGUUAAAUUCCCAGCUAGCGGCCUGGAUUCUUGAUAUACGUUAAAGUUUCUUCAGCAGCAGAGGCAUCGCGAUUCAACCAAUGAAGAUGGGCAGAAUUUAUUCUCAGUGCUCCUUUUUCUAAGAAUUUGUUUAACCUUUGAUAUCAUAUUAAUUAUCAGCUUUUAAACUGUUAA